Messenger RNA from Leucoraja erinaceus (little skate), 4124 nucleotides. RefSeq lists its product as uncharacterized. The record is from RefSeq and is a predicted model, not a curated record. The coding region runs from base 902 to 2941 and encodes 679 amino acids. Gene Ontology annotation, cellular component: membrane; external side of plasma membrane. Gene Ontology annotation, molecular function: protein binding; cytokine receptor activity. Gene Ontology annotation, biological process: cytokine-mediated signaling pathway. The transcript has 16 exons. Lineage: Eukaryota; Metazoa; Chordata; Chondrichthyes; Rajiformes; Rajidae.
CGGCGCUGACUCAGGGAGCCAAAGGGUCUGUUUCAAUGCUGUGUCUCUAAAACCUAAAACCUAAUGAAGAGGGGGCAACAGCAGGGUUCUACAAGAAUAGGGGUGAGGGGAAGUGCCGUGGUCAUGUCCCCAUUAGUGGAAGGGCCAUGGAACACAGCGGAGUUGGUAUUUAGGGACCCAACCCAGAGGUGGUCAGUAAUGGGGUCUCUGAUCUGAAGGCACUCAGGAGUGAGAUUGGGUCCUGUGGCAUUGGUGGAGGCCCUGAUCUGGAGGCAGGGAGCUUGCAACCCUUGAUAGACGUCAGGUAAAUGAAGAAGUACUGGUUGAAGGCAUGGAUCUGGUGAUGGAUGAGGUGGAAGAUAUGUCUAUGGGACAGCAAGGUCCGCAGUUGUGAGAGCCUCCAGCAGGUACUGGCACAUGGUGGGGAGUGUAGAGUGUAGAACAGGGACAGAGAAUUAUUGUGAGAAGUGGUGAAAGGAGUGUAGGUAUCUUCGAUCCUAGUUGGGCCCAAAGUGGGAAGUCUGUAAACACAAGGGAAUUUUGAAGAAAGGUCUCGAUCCGAAGCAUCACCCAUUCCUUCUCUCCAGAGAUGCUGCCUGAUUUACUCAAGCUUUUUGUGUCUUGCUUCGGUUUAGACCAGCAUCAGCAGUUCAUUCCGACACCAUGAGUUUUUUGCUUAAUAUUCCAGCAUCUGAAGUUUCGUUUCCUCAUAGUAUCAGGCUAAAUUGCAUAUGCAUGCCUUUUAGUGAAAAACAAUUAGUGAGGACAAUAACAGAAAAGGGAACAAAAUUCCCCGAAACAGCAGGAACAUGAGUUAUAUUGAAAGGGGAAGAAGAAUUAAUGAACCAGACAGUACAUAAGAGCUGAGUUUAAGGAAAUAAAUAUUUAAUCAAGCUUUAAAAUGGGAGAGGAGUUUUUCUGGAGAACACAAACUCGGCUGAAGAUGUAUUUUUUCAUCUCAAUAAUGAUUUUAUGUAAUGUGCAACCGAGCAUGCAGUCAUCCGAUGUCGAUUGCAUUGUCUAUAAUGAGGAAUUCAUGGAGUGCACAUGGACCCACAGUGAAGGGGACGUGAACUCCACCCUGUAUCACUGGUAUAUGAAAGAACCACCACAGGAAUGCAAGAGCUACAUUCAACAACAUGGCUACAACGUAGGAUGCUAUUUCUCAACCAGUGAGAUACACGAAUUCAGACGAUUUUACGUUUUCAGAAAUGGCUCGGGAACUAUUUCAGGAGAACCCCAAAGGUUUCAGCUCCAGAACCAAAUCAAACCCUUUGCUCCUGAGAACCUGGUGGUGAAUGCCACGAAAAAGAACGGGCUCAGCCUGAGUUGGGUUUCCAUGAUGCCAAAACUAAGUUGCCUGGAGUUUGAAGUCAGGUACCGGAAUAACAAGGACAAGGAAUGGCAGAAAGCUACUGUCAUGGAAAAAACCAACUUCAAUUUGGCAAGUGUGGACCCAGAGAAGCUCUACACCUUUCAAGUGAAAAGCAAGGUUAACAUAUACUGCGGCACGACAAAAUUGUGGAGUGAGUGGAGUCUCCCUGGUUACUGGUGGAGAAACGACAUCCAACCAGAUGUCGAUUGCAUUUUCUAUAAUGAGGAAUUCAUGGAGUGCACAUGGACCCACAGUGAAGGGGACGUGAACUCCACCCUGUAUCACUGGUAUAAGAAAGAACCACCACAGGAAUGCAAGAGCUACAUUCAACAACAUGGCUACAACGUAGGAUGUCAUUUGUCAACCAGUGAGAUACACCAAUUCAAACCAUUUUACGUUUUCAGAAAUGGCUCGGGAACUAUUUCAGGAGAACCCCAAAGGUUUCAGCUCCAGAACCAAAUCAAACCCUUUGCUCCUGAAAACCUGGUGGUGAAUGCCACGAAAAAGAACGGGCUCAGCCUGAGUUGGGUUUCCAUGAUGCCAAAACUCAGUUGCGUGGAGUUUGAAGUCAGGUACCGGAAUAACAGGAACAUGGAAUGGCAGAAAGCUACUGUCAUGCAACAAACCGACUUCAAUUUGGCAAGUGUGGACCCAGAGAAGCUCUACACCUUUCAAGUGAAAAGCAAGAUUAACAGAUUCUGCGGCACGACAAAAUUGUGGAGUGAGUGGAGUCUCCCUGUUCACAGUCGGAGAAACAACAUCCAACCAGAUGUCGAUUGCAUUGUCUAUAAUGAGGAAUUCAUGGAGUGCACAUGGACCCACAGUGAAGGGGACGUGAACUCCACCCUGUAUCACUGGUAUAGGAAAGAACCACCACAGGAAUGCAAGAGCUACAUUCAACAACAUGGCUACAACGUAGGAUGUUAUUUCUCAACCAGUGAGAUACAACUAUUCAAACCAUUUUACGUUUUCAGAAAUGGAUCCAGCGGCUCAGGAGAUAUUUCAAGAGAACCCCAAAUUUUUCAUCUCCAGAACCAAGUGAAACCCUUUGCUCCUGGGAACCUGGUGGUGAAUGCUACUGAGAACAACGGGCUUCUCCUGAGUUGGAGCAUCUCGAAGCUACAAGUCCCGUGCCUGGAUUUUGAAGUCGGGUACCGGAACAUGGACAGCGAAUGGCAGAAAGCUACUGUCUUGCGACAAACACACUUCAAUUUGCCAAGUGUGGAUCCAGAGAAGGUCUACACCUUUCAAGUGAAAAGCAAGGUUAACUUUUUCUGCGCCACGACAAAAUUGUGGAGUGAGUGGAGUCUCCCUGUUCACUGGGGGAAAUCUAAUACAGAGAAUAACCAACGAGGUUUCAUUCUAUUGGCAUUACUUGCUACUGUGCCUGUUUUUGGUUUAUUCAUAAUCAUAAUAUACCUAACAUAUCCAAGAUACACCGCUUCCAGAAAUCUUCGGCAUGUUCAAAUUCGAAAUGAGUCGUAUGAAGGGAAAGUCUCCCAGCUGAGGAUAUUCCACAAUGUGCAUCACUUCAAGUGUCCAAAGGAAAGUGGAUGCCAACAUUAAAGAACAACGAUUUCUCUGCUCUUGAAUUUAAUUUCCAGAGGGUCAUUGAUAUAUGCUUGCAGCCUAAAAAAGCAAAGAUGGCACAAUGACUUUCAUUAUUUCCCCACUCCCAAUAACGCUUGCUUGAAGACUAUGUACAGUAUGUUUAAUCGCAUCUACACAGAACAUCAUCACAUACUGUAGCUGUCUGCUCUAACAGUCCUUGUUGGCCUCUCUGCUCCAUAGGUAAUUGACAAUGAAAGUUACAACAGUGAUUAUCUAACACCUUUCACCAAUUCUAUCCAAGUAUUUACAUAAAAUGGACAAUAUCCUCUAGUAACCAGUAACAUCAGUUUCAAAAACAAAAAUAACGUGGGUGACAGCAAUAGAGGUGGUGCAGCAUUAGAGUUGUUGCCUUUCAGUGCCAGAGACCCGGGUUCAAUCCCGACUACAGGUGCUGUCUGUAUGGAGUUGUACAUUCUCCCCGUGACUGAGUGGGUUUUUUCCGUGAUCUUUUCUCUGAGACCUUUAUGGCGUAAAUGUAAAAAUUAUCCUUAGUUGUGUGUAGGAUAGUGUUAAUAUGCAAGUAUAGAUGGUCAGUACAGACUCGAUGGGCUGAAGGGCCUGUUUACAUGCUGUAUCUCUAAACUAAACUAAACUGCGGCAAUUAAUGUAGCAAUUAACUUGUAAUGAAAUAAAAAUAAAUCAAAUACUUUGCUUCUAUUUUUGUUGCUGUUGAUGUUUUCUGUUGGUUUUCUUUCAUAUUAAAGACUUGUUUGAGUACACUGCAUUUCCCAUUUUGCCAUGUCCUCACUUUGAUUUCUGGUCUAAUCUUUAUCACAUAAAUAUCUAUCAGUUUCAUAACUUUGAAACAAGAUUGUGAAAUUAAUUUCAUCAUCUUAAAGGUCAUGAUUUCAGAACUGCAGCUGGACCUUUUCAAAAUUAGUACCACACAGAUCAUGCCACAAAAGCCUUACAUUAGUCUAUCCCUUGGGGGUGAGUAGAACUGUCACCAUCUAUAUCUCUCUUUUCACUCUCGCCCAACUCUCAGUCUGAAAAAGGGUCUUGAUACGAAACAUCACCUAUUCCUUUUCUCCAGAGAUGUUGUCUGACCAGCUGAGUUACUCCAGCUGGUCUGGCCUUGAGGCUGAUUGACUAGCAUCUACUCCCACACUGAAGAGGGGAAAUGCCUGCAUGUGAUUCA